Messenger RNA from Manduca sexta (tobacco hornworm), 993 nucleotides. RefSeq names its product proton-coupled amino acid transporter 1-like. The coding region runs from base 95 to 931 and encodes 278 amino acids. The record is from RefSeq and is a predicted model, not a curated record. Gene Ontology annotation, molecular function: amino acid transmembrane transporter activity. Lineage: Eukaryota; Metazoa; Arthropoda; Insecta; Lepidoptera; Sphingidae. The transcript has 3 exons. Gene Ontology annotation, cellular component: vacuolar membrane. Gene Ontology annotation, biological process: amino acid transmembrane transport.
UCGUGCAGUAAUGAAAGGUCUUCGAUGUGUGAUGCGACACAAUAAUGUGAUAUAGAUUGAGGAAUAGGUAAUUUAUUUUUAUUAAAAUAAAAUAAUGAGUGAUGAAAAGCAACCGCUCCUCACGGGGCCAAAUAUUCCUGAUUAUAUCGAGGUACAGCCUGUGGAACUGACUGCUGGUUCGCUAGCAACGCCGGACGAAAAACCUAAACCCGAUUACCACCCAGCUUCGGAAAGAUGUUUAGAAUAUCCGACGUCGAAUUUCGAUACCUUAAUACACCUUCUUAAAGGUAACAUAGGUACCGGCAUCCUGGCAAUGCCAGAUGCAUUUAAAAAUGCUGGAUUAAUAUUUGGUGUAUUUUGCACUAUGGUUAUGGGAGCUAUAUGCACACAUUGCAUGCAUGUGUUAGUUCAGUGUUCUCAUGAGCUAUGCAUCAGAAGUCAAAGACCCGCAUUAAGCUUCUCUGAAGUCGUCGAAGAUUCGUUUGCUUCAGGCCCUAUAUCUUUUCGGCCAUAUGCUAAGAAAAUGAAGACUAUUGUUAAUGUUUUUCUGGUCACAACACAAUUGGGAUUUUGCUGUGUAUAUUUUUUAUUUGUUGCCACUAACCUGCAAGACUCGCUGCGUUUAUUUCAUAUAAAUUUACCUGUACACGUGUACUUGGUGUUGCUGUUCCCGCCAAUAUUAGCACUUUCUAUGGUGAAAAAUUUAAAAUAUUUGACACCAGUGUCUCUGAUUGCUUCUAUAAUGACCGCUUGGGGUCUUGUAAUAACAUUUUACUAUAUUCUGCAAGAUUUGCCACAUACUGACACGGUGAAAGCCAUAGCUACUUGGCAUCAACUGCCAUUGUAUUUUGGUACAGCUAUAUAUGCAUUUGAGGGCAUCGGAGUGGUAAGUUUUCAUAAUCAUAUAAAGAAUUUUAUUCUUUAUUUCUAAUUUCAUCAGAUCAUCUAGAUAAUAUAUAUAAUAGGUACCCUACUAAAACACUACAGCAUACC